CUCACAUUCCCACCUCACCUACUCCGUACCUCCAACAAAUCUACCAGACUUUUCCAAAACCAUUAACACACACUCCUCCCAUCCACCUCCCAUUCAUCAUCAUCAUCACCUCCCUCCACUCUUAUCAUUCCGUUUCCAUACUUCAUCUUCUUACUACUACUUUCUAACCUCCACCUCUCCAUCUCUUUAUACUUCACCUCUCAUCACCCUCACUUCCUCCUCCACCUAUACUUUGCCGUCGCCCACCCCUGGUGAACGUGACCUUCAUUAAGCUGCAAGCUCAGUCUGCCAUUUGUGUAUCAUACAGAGCAGACUCUUGUAUCAAUUGAUCCCCUUCCCCUCAUUGAAUAACUAAACAUACAGUGACCAUGGGUUUGAACUACUACGCCUCGUCGCCAACCGUCGUGCUCCCACCUCAGCAGCCGCACGCAUACUACUCGCCUCACCAGCGUGCCCAUUCUCCAUCAUCCAUGGGUAAUUUCCGCCCAAAAUAUCCCACUCCUCCGUCACUCAAUUACCUUGCUGCAGUGUCUAAUGCUACGGCUGGGCGAAAACGAUCCAUCACCGACGUCGACGACCCUGAAGAGAAUGCCCCAAUGGGAACAGCCGUCUCCCAAUUACCCGUCAAGCCGACCUCACAGCCCAUCUACGGCCCGGGUAUGACCCUUAUCUACCCCGACGAGCCUGGCUUCAACAUCGCUGCCGACUCACAGACCGGAACCUGGCGCGAAGAGAAGCAAGAGAGAGAGGAAUCUGCUGCACCCGUCCGACCCAUCGCCACUUCGCGCAAAUCACAGCGCAUGCAUGCGGCUGGUGAUGCCACCAUCUCUUCGCUAAACGACAUGGCCGUUAAAUCUCCGGCCGGCAUCAUUGACGAACACGGAAACACCAUCGACACACUAAUUACCUCGCUCGGCGUUGGAUGGAAGAACAUCAUGACCAACCCUGUCUUUCGCGAUGCCUCGCGCGCCUACUCUCGCGUCAUUGAGAACCACUUUGACCUUACCGACGCAGUAGUCAUGUUGGAGAAGGAAUCACUGUCUGCAUAUCUCGUCCGCGCAAAGCAACAUGGUGUCCAGGGAUAUUGGCUCUUCUCCGACAGCCUUCAGUGGUGCCAGCCUGUCGGCUGGUCGCUUCAACGAACUGUGUCAAAUCUUUCUUCUGGCCCAAUCCCUCAAGUUGAAGGGGAACGAAUCAACGCUCGCGAGCGCACACCAUCAUCCGAGCCUAUCACGCCUCCAUCACAAGACAUGGACGUAGCCGUUGCCGUGGUCGACGACGACGCGAUGCAGAUGUGAGCACCCGCAGACCGCUUCGCGCAAGCUUGCUUUAACACCCACUACUGCCCGCGUUACAAGAUCCGAAAAGUCUCAUGUUUUGCUCUCGCAGGAUAGACUGCUCACCUCUUGCUUUCCUCUUCGCAUUCCUUCCUUACCACUAUCUUGUCCUUCCGCAUCCUUAUCUCGCUAUCAUCAACAUUUCUUAUGGCGCCCAUCAGGGGGGUUUUCUCUGGAUUCCUAUUGACUUUCCUUCUCCGGUGCUUCCAUCCGGAGCAUUCUCGGGAACUCGGCGUUCUGGUGAUGGAUUCGGCUUCUUCCUAGCCGACGGCGGAUCUCUAUUGACCAUGUAUCCUAGCUAUCUUAUCGUGACUGCUUGAUCGCCCGUUUCGAUCGCAGCACUCGUUCACGCCACAUUCAAAAUCUGAAUAACUACAUUAACAAUGAAAGAAGAAUAUUUAUUAU
Messenger RNA from Aaosphaeria arxii CBS 175.79, 1742 nucleotides. RefSeq lists its product as uncharacterized. The record is from RefSeq and is a predicted model, not a curated record. Bases 369 to 1298 code for a protein of 309 amino acids. Lineage: Eukaryota; Fungi; Ascomycota; Dothideomycetes; Pleosporales. The transcript has a single exon.